Paramecium tetraurelia is the source of this 2434-nucleotide messenger RNA. RefSeq lists its product as uncharacterized. The transcript is spliced from 2 exons. The record is from RefSeq and is a predicted model, not a curated record. NCBI's taxonomy places the organism in Eukaryota, Ciliophora, Oligohymenophorea, Peniculida, Parameciidae.
AUGAAGAAGUAUGUCAAUCUCUAAUACUUGAAAUCUCAUUUCUGUAUUCAAGAUCACAUACUAAUUAAGGAGCAUCCUAAACAUUUGCAUACUCGAUUAUUACAUGGAAUCUUGAAUCCAUUGUUUGCUAAACAAACUAGAUUUAUUUUAAGAGAAAUUUGCAGAUUGAUGGAUAAGACAUGUAUAAUGUUAGAGAUUCAUGAUCGUACUCUUUUGCCGGAUAUAUUCCACGAAUUCAAUUUUGUGAGAAGUAGAGCAUUUCCUCAUUUCUUGAAGUAAAAAUGGGAUUGGACUCUUGAUGAUGAUUAAAAAGAACGUAUGGGCACAAUCCUAGAUGAUCGUGACCCAUACGAUUAGACUCAAUCUCCCUUUUCAUUAGCAAUGCUUACCAAAAAGUAACUAUCCAAUGUUAAAAUCUCCAAUAAUUCUCGUAUUGUAGUAGUAGGGGCAUCUGAUACUGGAUUGUCUUUUAUUGAAUCAUUACUUACUAUAAAGGAUAUUCACUUUACCAAUAUUAUUUUAUUGGCUCCUGGAGGAUUGAUAACCAUGCAUGUUAAACAUGAAUUUGAAAUGUUAAAAGCUAUGAGUACCAAUUAUACAUUGGAAGAAUUAAGAGCGUUGAUGAUAGAUGCUAGAGUGCAGGUAGUUGAUGCUAAAAUGGUAAAGUUGGAUAAAAAGGGAAAUCGAAUUAAAAUUGAUAAAAAUGCAUUCAUUCCUUUUGAUUAUCUCAUAAUCACCGUUGGUUUGAUUGAUACUGAGUUGCAAUCAAGAGAAAAGAUUAGUUUUGGCCUAUCCAAAUCCCCCUAUUACAAAAAUUCAUAAUUUAUAAAUGGAGUUUACAGCAUAGAUGAUCCAUACCUAUACUCCCAUUUCAAAAGAACUGGAUUCAAAGGAAGUAACAUUGAUUUGUUAACAAGAAAGAAAAAACCACAGAAUAUAACAAUUUAUGGUAACACGUUGACCACCAUUACAUUCAUGAAUGGGUUACUCAAUAGAGGUGUUCAUCCAUCUCGUAUUAAUUAUGUUAUGCCACCCAAAACAUUUUAGAAAUAAACCAGGUUUGAGAACAAUAAAUAACGACUUGAAUAGGAGGACAAAAUGAUCUUUGAUCCAGAUUAAUUUGAAAACGAGGAGGUCAAAAAUAAAGUAUUCGACAUUAUGGUAAAAUUGGGCAUUAAAAUACAUUAAGGAUUCACAUUAUAUGAAUUAAAAGUGGGGAAGGAAGGAUUUGGAUUGAACAGUGAAGAUGUACUAUAGGAAGUCAUCUUUAGGAAGUAAGCAGACAAUUAUGAGGAGUUGAAAAUAGAGAUUCAGAGGAAGGAGCAGGAACUUUAAGAGUUGAAGGACAAUUCGGAAAACAAUAUGAGCAAAGACAUGUAUGGAGAAUAGGAGGAAGGAGAAAAUUAGUUAGAAGUGCUAGCUAGAGAAAUUGAAUAACUCAAGGCAAGUGAAUAUGAUUACUUGUAAUUGGAUUCAAGAUUCUUUAUCACAAGUGGAUUGAUUGACAUAGACAAGGAAAUCUUCCAUAUCAUCCAUGAAAAUGGAUUAGUGUAUAAUGGUAGAUUGAUUGUAAAGAGUAAUUUUCAAACUACUUAAGAAAAUAUAUUUGCUUGUGGUAAGAUUUGUGAGUUCUCCCAAAGAUAUAAGCAUCAUUCUGUCGGAAAGAGUUUAAGAUUAGAUAAGUAUAAUGGAAGAGAACUUGGUUAAAAACUAAGUAAAUGCAUUUUGGAAUAGCUGAAUCUAAGUUAUCUGACAUCCCAGACUUAUUCUGUAGAUGAACUACCUCAAUUAUAUAUGCCAAUUGGACAGGGAGGCAUAGUACCUCAUAAACUCUAUUAUUAUCACAUUAAAAAGAAUGACUUUUCUAAACCUAGACAACUUUAGUAACUGCCAUCCAAACCCAUCUUAUCUGAUAAUUUCAGUAAUGGAAAUGGACAUUUCCUAUAAUUUGAUAUUGAUCCAAAUGGAUUGAUUGAGAGUGUCACUUAUUUUGGUUCUGAAGCUGUUCAUAUCCCCAGUUUAUUGUAAUUUGUAGAGUUAUCAGUUAAAUAUUUGAAUAAAUUGGAAUAGAGAGGCAAAUUAAUAAAUAAUGUAUCUGAAUUUCUAUCUGAAAAUUGGGCGAUAGCAUUAUACCAUGAAUGGUUUAGUGAAUUCAGACACAUCACUAAAAGUGAGAUGCUGAAAAACGAAUUGAUCGAUUAGGUAUUGGAGAAGGCAUAAGAAUAUGCCAGAGAUGGCCGAUACAUGGAUGAGAACUUCUUUGAAGAGAUAAAGAAAUUAAUUACUAGAGACAUUGUAGAAAACAUUCAAGAAGGUACUAUUGAAUUCGUCAGGGAAAAUCAAAAUCAUUUGCCUAUGUAUUUUAUCCCCAAAAAGAAACUUAAUUGAAAUAUUUUAGAUUAGUAUUUGUUGUAAAAUGAUAUCAUAAUAUUUA